Molecule: messenger RNA, 1740 nt
Organism: Microthlaspi erraticum
Lineage: Eukaryota; Viridiplantae; Streptophyta; Magnoliopsida; Brassicales; Brassicaceae
Source: the annotation of a GenBank genome assembly
AUGGGUGACCCCCGUCCCCCUAACCCUCCAAUUCUUCCGGAUCUCCUGAUUCUCAAUCCUUCUUCUCCUUUCAUCCCCCCCUCUGCUCCAUGUUCUUCCCCAGAUUCGUUGAUGCGGGAAGCAAACCAGUCACCUCCGCCGGUGAUUAUUGUCACUCGUGGCUCCUCCUUCACCAAGAAAGGAAUCUUGGGUGCUUCUCCUCCUGCUUCUCCGUCCAAGGCUUCUACCCAAGAAACUAAUAGUGCUCUUCCCACUACUAAGCCAUCUGCAAAGGUUGGGAAAGCUACGUCUGCUAAAUCGAUUCCGAAAUCGACAGCUUCUCUCUCAGUUCCGAAAGAUAUCGGCGGAGAUUUUAAUUGGGCAAAAAGUCUAAAAUCUACUUGUAAGAUUAAGACUUCCUCGGUCCCUGUUUCUUAUUCAUCCGAAGGUAUCCCAAGGGUGAAAAUUCCAAAUGAGGUUUUUGAGCGUGGUGCUGAACUUCACUCUGACUACAUCGUGGGUAUCUUCUACGGUAAUCCUCCUUCCUAUGGCAAGAUCUGGGGGGUUCUAAAUUACCUAUGGGGUAAAGAUAAAAAAGUUACGAUUCACAACUUAACUUCCAAUGCCUUUCUCUUUCGCAUUCCCUCCGAGUCAUUAAGAAAGAGAGUCUUGCAGCACGAGCUAUGGAGAGUUGGAGACUCUCCGUUCUUUGUGACGGAAUGGAAAGCUUCUUAUAGCCUGAAUCCGCCAUCCUUGCAGAAGGCUCCGAUUUGGACAACCAUCAAAAACAUACCUUUUGAUUUGAUCACGGACGUAGGCCCCAGUCUUAUUGCUCGGCCUUUAGGUGAGGUGGUUGAUGCGAAACCAUAUACCAGUGUUAAUUCAGCGACCAUCAAAAUUGUGGUUGAUCUUACCAAGGAACUGCUUCCCACAAUGGAGAUUGAACGAGAUGAUGGUCAGAUUGUGACACUUGAAGUUAGUUACCCCUGGUUGCCUCCUUUAUGUUCCAUCUGUAAGGAGAUUGGCCAUAAAGAAAAUCUCUGCCCCCAGAUUCCAAAAUCUGCUGAGAACAAGGACGGAGCUUCAUCAUCGGGUUUGUCUGCUGAGGAAAAAGCCAGGGAAGGUCGAGGAAAAGAAAAAGCGGUAAAGAAGCAAGCAGUGUGGAGUGAGAUAAAGAUGUCAAAGAAGUCAGCUUCGAAGAGUGAUCGUACUAGCAAAAGUUCGGUCCCUAAUCCUCUAAUAGACCGUACUAGCAAAAGUGCGGUUCCGGAGAAAGUUGUAUCUCAGGAAAGGUCUCUCUUAUGUACAGAGUCUCAGAUAAAACUCAACACCAUGCCAAUGUCUAAAGCCAGUAAGUUGCCCGUAGAAAAUUCCGGUGAGUCCAACUUGGGAUCAGUGGGUAUGUACGUCAACGAUGAGAGAUCAAUUGUUCUGUCUGGAGAAAAAACUAUCAGUGGAGAGAAAGGUUUCAAAGAGGUCUCUCGUGCCUCCCCUGCCAGGAAGGUGCCGACCCCAGAAAAAUUGUACUCUGGAAUAGUCUCCAAGAAUGCUUUUGCUGCUUUGUCAAAUGAUGAGGAUGGGCUCUCAGACGAAGGCUGUCAGGAGAUUGUGAUCCAUAACGAGGCUUUAGCAUCUCCACCAACACCUUUCUUCUUAGGCUCUCCAAGAGCUUCCAGAAAAAAGAGGAAAUGGAUGUCCAAGAACUCACCGAUCUCCGGUGGCGAUCUCCCUCUGAUCUCAGGGGGUUGUCACCAAAACUAA